Messenger RNA from Aureococcus anophagefferens, 1992 nucleotides. RefSeq lists its product as hypothetical. Lineage: Eukaryota; Pelagophyceae; Pelagomonadales; Pelagomonadaceae. Gene Ontology annotation, cellular component: membrane; neuron projection; synapse. The transcript is spliced from 2 exons. Gene Ontology annotation, biological process: chloride transmembrane transport; chemical synaptic transmission; regulation of membrane potential. The record is from RefSeq and is a predicted model, not a curated record. Bases 1 to 1992 code for a protein of 663 amino acids. Gene Ontology annotation, molecular function: calcium ion binding; extracellular ligand-gated monoatomic ion channel activity; transmembrane signaling receptor activity.
AUGAUGCGCGUAUUCGCUCUCCUCUUCGCCGCGGCCCACGCGCGCGUCGCGCGGCUCCUCGACGAGACGGGCGACGCCGCCAGCGCCUGCGCCGGCCCCCAGACCUACGGGGAGCUCGUCGACAUGCUCGUCGGCCAGAGCAGCGGCUACGACCCGCUCAUGCGGCCGACGCUCGCGACGACGCCGCGCGGCGAGGCCGCCGCGGCCGACAGGGUCGGCGUGCAGAUCAGGAUCGAUGCGAUUCAAAAGGUCUCCACGUCGCUCAAGUUCAUGGAGCUGCGGGGUGAGAUGGAGGUCUGGUGGAACGACCCGCGCCUGGCCUUCAACGGCACGGCCGACGGCGGCUGCUUCGAUGCCAUGGUCCAGCCCGUGCCCGUGUCGUUGUCCGGCCAGGCGCCCCUGUGGCUGCCCGACGUGCGCCUGACCAACGCGGUGCAGCAGAUCGUGAGGACCGAGGAGCGCAUGUACGGCAUCGCGUGGACGUCGUCCGGGGGCGUCAUCCUUCGCACGUCCUUCGUCACGGCCUUCGACUGCGCCUUCUACCUCGCGCGCCUGCCCUUCGACGAGCACACGUGCGCCGUCGAGGUCGCGUCGUUCGUCAACAACGCGCACGAGGUCGUCAUCGACAACGGCGGCACGCCGGCCUACGACCGCACGGGCGACCUCGACACCGUGGAGUUCUCCGUCGACGACCUCAACGCCCGGCACGACUACCGGUCCCGGGGCCGCCACGCCGCGGAGCAGCCCUACGACUUCCUCGUCAUCGAGGUGAAGCUCCGCCGCAAGGUCAACUACUACCUCACGACGACGAUCAUCCCCAUCGUCGCGCUGCUCCUCGUGUCCUUCUCCGGCUUCUUCAUCGACCGCAAGUCGGCGCCCGCGCGCGUCGCCGCGGCCGUCAUCCCCGUGCUCUCGUGCCUCACGCUGCAGAACGGGCUCUACUCCACGGUGCCGCGGAUCUCGUACCGGUCCGUGCUCACGGACUUUUGCUUCUCGACGCUGCUCUUCCUCUGCCUGAACCCGAUCCAGUACGCCUUCGUGUCCCUGUGCAUGAUCCGCGAGGACAUCGCGAAGCGGCGGCUGAAGAACUUGCGGCGGCUGUGCCUCGAGGCCGAGGAGAACGCGCGGAGGCACCGCGAGUACGAGGCGCUGCGGAACAAGGCGGACAAGAGCGACGAGGAGCGCGCGAAGGAACGCGAGCUCUCGCAGCUCCUCGAGCGCGAGGCGGACCAGGAGCUCCAGCUCGCGGAGGCGAACCAGUCGCUCGCCGUCGUCUUCCAGCAGGAGGACGAGGACGAGGAGGCCGCGGCGGAGUCGGAGGCCGCGGCGGAGUCCGGCGACGCGGCGGGCGACGGCCGCUCCCCCGCGAGGCGCAAGCACUCCAUCUUCGGCAUCGACGUGUCGCCGCCGGCGGCCCUACUCAACAGCUCGGGUACCUUUUAUGAAACGCGUCACCACCACAAGGUGUCGACGUUCUUCAACAUCAAGAAGGAGCGCGAGCGCGUGUCGCUGAAGCGCAAGUCGUCGGUGCUCGAGACGCUCAAGGACGCGCGCCUCGAGGAGGUCGAGGAGGACUUCGCGAACGGCAACGAGAAGACGAUGGCCGACCGCAUCCUGAAGCACCUCUUCAACACGCUGGACCACUCCAAGGACGGCCAGCUCGACCCGGGCGAGAUCCAGUACGCGAUGCGCUACUUCGGCCACUACGUGUCGCGCGCGCAGACCAUGGAGCUCAUCGCGCGCGUCGACAAGGACGGCGACCGCCAACUCGACUACGAGGAGUACCAGCGGCUCAUGUUCAUGAUCGUCACGGACUGGGAGCACGUCCAGCCCCACGAGGACUUCAAGUUCAGCAUGCGGAGCCUGUCGCCCGCGGAGCUCACGGACCACCUCUUCCAGCUCCUCUACCUGCCCCUCUACGGCGUCUGCGUGCCCCUCUUCUUCUACGUCCUCUACUACGGCUUCAACUACUACCCCAAGGAGAAGCCCUGA